AUGCAGCUUCACAUGCUAGUGGCGACGUUUUUGGCGACGUUUUUGGCUGCAGCCACGACAGUAGAUGCAAUUCCAGUGAACUUCUACAACCACUGCAGCACUGUUAUCGAGCUGUACAACAACACAUAUACCGAGAUGAUCAAUCCAGGCUGCAGCACGACUCGCCAUCUCGAAGAAGGAUUUAGCGGGAUGUUUCGGAACGGAUGGAAUCCUCAAGCAACUCUUGCCGAAUUUGCAGUAUCUUGGGGAUUUUUGUGGUACGACAUCAGUAUCAUCCCCACAAGUCCUCAGAGUGGACCUGACAACUGCUUGUCGCUCGAAGACUGCAAGAAACAUACUGGUGGGGUGGGUUUCAACACACCAAUUCAGAUCGCUCCGUCCGGGUGCACGACAAUCACUUGCCUGGUUGAUGGCUGCGUUGACGCCUACCAGUACCCCACGGACGACUGGAAAACACACGCAUGCCCCGACACAACACCCAACGUUGACGUGACUUUCUGCCCGGGAGGAUCUAGUGUAGUAGAGACGCCGGCACCCACCAAGCCAAAAUGCCCUCGCCGCUGUACCGCUUCACUGCGCAGUUAGCCACGUUAGAAUUUGCACCUUACGAAUAAACUAUAAGCUCUUGAUAAUUGUC
Molecule: messenger RNA, 637 nt
Organism: Phytophthora nicotianae INRA-310
Lineage: Eukaryota; Oomycota; Peronosporomycetes; Peronosporales; Peronosporaceae
Exons: 3
Coding region: 1-585 (194 amino acids)
Source: RefSeq, a predicted model, not a curated record